Messenger RNA from Cyprinus carpio (common carp), 3312 nucleotides. Its product is annotated as phospholipid phosphatase 3-like. Lineage: Eukaryota; Metazoa; Chordata; Actinopteri; Cypriniformes; Cyprinidae. Gene Ontology annotation, biological process: phospholipid metabolic process; canonical Wnt signaling pathway; phospholipid dephosphorylation. The record is from RefSeq and is a predicted model, not a curated record. Gene Ontology annotation, molecular function: phosphatidate phosphatase activity.
CUUUUAGUUUGUAGUUCUGUCUUGUUCCUGUUUCCUCUCUUAGCUUAUUAGCUCUUGUGUUUGUCUAGCUCAUUGUCAGUAUCUUGUUGGACUCUUGCUGGUGAAUGAGAGAAGUGUCUGGUCACGGUGUGUUUCCAGCAGCGGCCGCUGGGGGCGGUGCAGCUCGCUGUGUGUGAGCGCGCGUGUCUGGAGAGCUGAGGGGGCUUCAUUCAGCGCGGCUCGGGACAGGAGAAAGGGGCUGAGCCGAGCGCUUACUUACUGAGGGGAAAGAGGUGGAGACCAGAGGAGGAUUCAUAAACAGGAGCUGAUCUCCUAAGUUUUAAACGCCGCUCAAACCUUCAAGUAGCGUAGAACUAGAUCACAACUCACUAACCGACCCAACACGACUCUUCAUUCAGAGCGGCGCUGCUCCGUGACACUGCGGCUUCACCGGACGAAGUUGAAUGGGCUUGAUUGCACGGACAACUCAUUGUUUUCAUUAACUUUUCAAGACAUCUUCUCACUUUAGCCGGGACUUUAACUCCCUCAAACUUUAUACGACACGUCCUUGUUGACAAGACCCACUGAAACGAACCGCUGCAGUCAGUCUCGGAUUUUAGGAGAGAGACAUCAGGAGGAACUCUCGCAAAUGCAAAACUAUAUGUAUGAGAAAGCGAUGGCACCCGAAACAAGAAACGGAGGAACAUCCACGUUAAACAACAACGGCGUAGACAACAGCAAGAGGAAACUUUUAAUAGCACUAGACAUCUUCUGCCUUCUUCUGGCUGGCCUGCCUUUCCUGAUAAUUGAAACUAGCACAAUCGAGCCGUACCAUCGCGGGUUUUACUGCAGUGACCAGUCCAUCCAGUACCCGUAUAAAAACGGGGACACCAUAAGUGAUGCCGUGCUCUGUGCCGCUGGCAUUCUAAUUGGCAUCCUCUCUAUUGUGAUUGGCGAAUGCUACAGGAUCCAUUGCCUGAACCAGGGCUCCAAAUCGUUCGUGGGAAAUCCAUAUGUCUCCGCCCUUUACAGACAAGUGGGCGUGUUCAUCUUUGGCUGCGCCGUCAGCCAGUCAUUCACAGACAUCGCCAAGGUCUCGGUUGGACGGAUGAGGCCGCACUUCCUAGACGUUUGUAUGCCUGACUACACUACCAUCAACUGCUCUCUGGGAUAUAUUACUCAAUACAAAUGUCUUGGAGAUCCCAGCAAAGUACAAGAAGCCAGGAAAUCCUUCUUUUCUGGACAUGCUUCAUUUUCGUUGUACACCAUGCUGUAUCUGGCAUUCUACCUGCAGUCUCGGUUCACGUGGCGAGGAGCCCGUCUGCUGAGGCCACUUGUGCAGUUCACCUUGCUAAUGAUGGCCUUCUACACCGGGUUAUCACGUGUUUCUGAUCACAAGCACCACCCCACUGAUGUUUUAGCUGGCUUUGUCCAAGGAGCCCUGGUGGCCUACUUCAUAGCCUUUUAUGUAUCGGACCUCUUCAAACCCAAAGCCAAGACUGCCACUCCACCUCCCUCGCCAAUCAAGAAAGAGCUCCUCCCCUCUUCUGACAUCAUAGACAGGAACAACCAUCACAACAUGGUGUAGGAGGAGGUCUCCCCAUCCCUCACCUCCCCCCGAAUCCCCUGAAGAAACCAGAACAGCCACCUGUGACAGAGGAGCUCCGGCUUAGCUGACACCUCCUCUCUCUCAUCUGACAGUAGAAUGUAGGGACAGGACAGAGACAAUCCUAUUGACUCUUAUUAUAAUGACCUCAAUAUCCUAGAGCCCGAUUCGAAAGGCCAAACAGACACAAAGCUAACAAAAAAGCGAUUUCUCUCUCAAAAAUUUGCGGAGAAUGAAUUGAGCCCCUGUGACGAAAGUAAUACACAGAAUGCGUUAAUGAACGCCAACAAAAGGAAGAAGAGAGUGAAUGUGAGGCUGGUCACGUGACCAGCACUUCUCUCUUGUCUCUGUGGCCUUUCAGCAACAGUAUAGGACAAUUCCUUAUAUAGGACAAUUCCUUAUUAAUAGGAAUGAUUUGUUUUAUCUGCGAUGUAAUUAGCACAGAUAUAUUAACAGUAUAAAGAAGAAUAACUUAUAGCACUAUAUCCAAGUUCAUUAAACGUCACCACUCGCUAUCUGAGAAGUGUAGCUUUGAGAAGCUUUUAGCCAUCAAAGUUGAUCUUAGCUACCCGAACAGUGGCCUAACUAUUGGAGAAUGCAUUUUAAAGGGUUUUAAAUGGCGGGUGGGUGGGUUUACACGAGUAUUUUCUUAGAUAAAUAGAUUUUUAUUUUAGAUAACGAUUUCACGAUGGCCACCGCCCAUCCCUGCCCGAAUUCUGGGGGCGUGGCUGAGCCGUGCCACCUCGCUGUCUUCUGAUUGGUCAGGGGGCGGGGUUAGAUGUCGGGGAGGUGUGUCUCGUCACCACGGUCAUAGGGGUUGACUCCCACUGACCACACUGGCACAUUAUUUUUAAAUUUUUGGAACCGGGAACGAGCUUCUUCCGCUGGCUGGUUUGACCUCUUUCCCUUCCUACUGCAUAAAUCACUCAACUUUAGUUGUGUGUUUUUACCCAGAAUGCCACCUGUGCCCAAAGUCCACCUGCCCUGGCACAAGUCAAACUGUCCCGAGAAGGGGAUGUGGGGUCCCUCGGCAGGACGCUCUGUCCCGUUUGUGUGUGUUUGUAUGUGUCGCGUGUGUUUCCGCACUUGGUCCUGGUGCAGUGGACCAAUACCAUGUGAAGAAACUUUAGAAAACUGUGGACUUUUUUUUUUUCGAAAUGCCUUUUCUUAGCCUCGAUGUUCCGAUCGUGAUGAUGUCUACUGUCCCCACUAACAGCUGUACAGUACUGCCUGACUAUUACAGAAAACACAUCCAUACAACACAACUCAAGCUCCAAAUGUGUUGCACAUCCCUCCCAUUGUAUAGUCCGUCCUAUCAUUUCAACAAACCGUUUUAUUUCUCUCUCAGAAGUAUAUGAAUAAUGUAUAGAUCACUAAAAUUAACUAUGUAAGAUAUUAUUUCUGAACAUGUUUAGAUAUAUCCACUAUGAAUCUAAAAAGCAAUGUGUCAUGACCUGUGUUAUUUACAAAGUGCUGCUUUUAUGAGCAACGAUUGACCGAUUUUUGUAUUUAGGUGACUAAAAUAUUGUAGAUUUGUGAUAGUACGUUUUUAAUAAGCGUUGAAUAAAACACAUACAAUUGUAUCAAAUUCACUAUUAGUAUUUUUGUAUUGUCUCAUUUUGUACAAAAGAAAUAAUAGCAAAAUGUUUUUGUUUGUUUUUUCUGCUAAAUGUACUUCGCUCUAAUACAUGUGCUUUUAAAUAAAAGCUCAUUAUAAACGACAAAAA